AUGAUCGUACGCUCAUUUGCACGUCACGCCUCAACAGUUGCCAAGAAGACUUUGAGUCGCGGCUCUGGUCGUUAUGAGAUAACCAGCCAGCGACUGUGUGACGAUGUCCUCGUCCGACUUCGUACCGGCCUCCCUGCUCCAAACACUUGCGACAUCAUUGAUAUAAACCCCGGGCGAGGACUUUGGUCCCAAAGUCUCCAUCGUCUCCUCCAACCUCGACGACAUGUCCUUGUCGAAUCUGACCUGGAAAGAUAUGCGGAGCAUCUCCACCCCUUGUUGAAGAGCCACGGCUCGACAUAUCGGCACGCAACCAUCCUCCAAGAUGUAUUUGAUCCUGAGAAACAACUGUUGACCAAUUAUGACGCGGAAAAAGCUGGUACUGUGGGAAAGCUCCCUGAAUACAAUGGAUCCUUGUUGAUGACGGUCAACCUCUCUGGUGCGAAAAUCAGCAUCGGCGGAUAUAUGGGAUCCCUCAGCAGAAAAUUCUUCGACGAGCUCUAUCUGUCGCUUGUGUCAGGUCCAGGCGCAGGUUUCUUUCGUUAUGGUCUGAUCCAUGUUUUGGCAUGGAUUCCUGAUCAUGAGAAGAACUCUUAUAUCCCGCGAACCGUUCACGCACGUCACAAGCAGACCGUCAUGCUUGAGGCAACUACGGACAUUGCCGAGGUCGCUGGUGCGCCAGCGGAGACCAAAUCGACAAGGUAUAGGAAGUGGACCGACCUCGAAUUGGAAGAAUUUGCAAUCAUCGAUGCUAGAGCCAAAAAGAUUUCAGGAUAUGAGAUGCCAAAAUUGAGACUCGACACCCCAUCGCCGCGCGAGUUGCUCAGUAUCGAGCCGACACCUCGAAAUCUGCGAAAGGCACACUUUACCUCAGACGCAGAGUGGGUGCCGAGACUCCUGCAGUUAGACAGCCAUAUAAAAAAGAAGUAUCCCCAUUGGUAUCGGCGCUAUGCUUCAGGGCAAUCCAUUCGCAAACUUGGCCUCAAAACACCGCUUCAGAAAGAAUGGGGAGAGCUGUUACGGCGGGCAAACACCACACACAAGACCCAUAUGAAAGCAGUCGAACUGGUCAAGCAAGAAAGACAACUGAUAUCGGAAUGGAAGUUUGAGAUACGCCAGGCGAAGAAUAGCUCCCUGAAUCCCGACACUGAACGAUCACUUCGAAAUCGCGCCGAAGCUAUUAAAGACAAUCUCAAGGCCUUGAAUCGAACAAACAGAAUCUUCGCAGAAAAGGCCAUCGACGACUGUCGAGCUUGGGACAUGUCACCGCCAAUUCUGGCCUGGAAUCGACGGGAAACUCACCCUUUGAUCGUGCACGAUGAGGAAUUUGAUACUCCCAGUCGGCAUAAUCGGCAUAUGAGCCUUCUGGAUGUGAUUCCACGAGCUGAUUUGAUUUCCAGAAUCGACACAUACGAUAAGAUGGUAUGCUUCCGCUUCGUUGUAACGAGUCUCUCGCUAUAUUUCUCCAAGAGCGUGGCUGAAGCGUUGAAGGCGCUGGUCCAUGAGGGGUUGAAUGACUUCGUCAAGACCAUCCCGGGGAUUCAUGAUCCCACCAAGGGAGGAUGGUAUGAUUUGACUACGUUAAGAGUGAGAGUUUUGCCAUUGGAUAUGUUUGUGGAGAUCGGGUUGGCAUAUGAAAGGUGGCCAUUUCGCAUGACUACCGAAGCUAUUCUCAUGGCAACUGCAGAUCCAAUGGCCGGAUAUAGUGGCCCGGAGGAUGAUUUGAAAUGA
Molecule: messenger RNA, 1728 nt
Organism: Cladophialophora psammophila CBS 110553
Lineage: Eukaryota; Fungi; Ascomycota; Eurotiomycetes; Chaetothyriales; Herpotrichiellaceae
Exons: 2
Coding region: 1-1728 (575 amino acids)
Source: RefSeq, a predicted model, not a curated record